Molecule: messenger RNA, 735 nt
Organism: Sclerotinia sclerotiorum 1980 UF-70
Lineage: Eukaryota; Fungi; Ascomycota; Leotiomycetes; Helotiales; Sclerotiniaceae
Exons: 2
Coding region: 1-735 (244 amino acids)
Source: RefSeq, a predicted model, not a curated record
AUGCAGUUAAGCAGCGGAUCUAUAUUUGCAAUCACAGGCGCAUGCUUUGUACUUCUAGCUGCUGUAUUUCUUUACUGCACUUUCCGCGAACCACUUCUGAAGAAAGAUUCAAGUAAUCUCAUCAAAUUCGUCCGUCAAAUCUUCAAGAUGAAUCGAAAUACCAAACACGGCCUAAUAUUUCUUGCUCUCUUGCUUGUCUGUGGAGGAGGCAUUGCCGUAUUUUUCGUUGUUUGGCUCAAACCCCAUAGUCAGAAUCAAUCUGCUACGAAGCGCGGGGUAGCGGCCUCACAGAAACAUGACAUCCAUAUCAGGAAUUCUCCUUUGAGUGAAGAGGCUACUGGGCACUCUAGUUUUGAAAAUAGCGGGUUCUCUCAGCUAUACAGAUAUCACAUUCGCACUUCAUCUCAACAUCGAAACAGACAUCGCUCUUUUUACCCCGAGGCGGAUAUAGGAAAUCUGAGCAGUCACUCCUCAACCGUUCCGAUCAGCACACAUAUUUCAACUAGUGUACGAUCGUCGCCCACUACUGCUAUUAGUGUUGCUCCUGCUAUCGAUAUCUAUUCACCCCUGAAAAUGGUAGCCUUAACUACUUUGUUAGCAGCGGGAGGAUUUCGAAGCUCUGCCAUUUCGUCCUCGAACCCAAGGUCUAACGGGAGUCACGUUUUGGCAACUUCAACGAGUGCGGAACCAUCGAUCACUUUUGGCAGCGGACGUAAGCACGUUCGCAAAUUCUGA